Lactuca sativa (garden lettuce) is the source of this 1092-nucleotide messenger RNA. RefSeq names its product Ribosomal protein S7p/S5e family protein. The record is from RefSeq and is a predicted model, not a curated record. Gene Ontology annotation, molecular function: structural constituent of ribosome; rRNA binding. Gene Ontology annotation, biological process: translation. NCBI's taxonomy places the organism in Eukaryota, Viridiplantae, Streptophyta, Magnoliopsida, Asterales, Asteraceae. Gene Ontology annotation, cellular component: mitochondrial small ribosomal subunit.
CAGGGACCAUUUUCGUAACUAAUUUCGUAAAUUAUUCGGAGAAAGUUCUCGGUGAAGCGAAGAUUCAUUUUUCCUAUGUCUAACCCCUUUUCACCUCCGCCGAUGUCCUCUCAUUCUUAGGGUUGCAAUUUCCCUAAAGCUAGGAAGUCUAAUCAGUCUCGAUUAAGCCCCAGAAGGUUUUUCAGGUCUUGUGAUUAAGUACAGUAACUCAGUCGGAGCAGUUUAGAAAAGAUGAUUCGAGUUGCUGCUGGUAGGCAGUGGAAUGGUAUUAUCAGAGAACUCCAUGGUUCAAGUUCGCCUAUCACACCGCUGUUUCUGCAACAGUUUUCAACCACUAGUCAGUCUAAAGUGGCUUACACUGGCUCAGAAAUUCUCAACUACAUGGGGGGAUUGGAUGGUGAUGAAAAACAGUUGAUCCAUAAGUUGGUGAAUUUUCGCAUGAAAGAAGGCAAAAAGACGAGAGUUCGUGCUAUCUUCCAUGAAACCCUUCACAAGCUAGCUCGUACUGAUCGUGAUGCAGUCAAACUUAUAUCUGAAGCCCUAGAGAAUGUGAAACCCAUUUGUGAAGUAGCAAAAGUAAGAAUAGCUGGUAAUAUUUAUGAUGUCCCUGGGGUUGUAGCCAGGGAUAGGCAACAAACUUUAGCUGUUCGUUGGAUCCUUGAUGCAGCUAAAAAACGACGAACUAAUCAUAGCUCAAGAUUGGAGGAAUGUUUGUCUGCUGAGAUAAUGGAUGCUUACAGGAAGAGGGGAACUGCACGUAAGAAAAGAGAGGUUCUUCAUGGACUUGCUUCCACCAAUCGAAGCUAUGCCCAUUUCAGAUGGUGGUAAUAUGGUACCACACAAGAUCUACAUCUCCUUUAAUCAGAUUAUCUGGUCAUCUUUGUUGCUUUUCCUCAACAUUUUGGACGUGUGAAGAUUGAUGAUGCUAGAGAAUCCAAUAAUCAAAGGGUUUGCUGAAUCCAUUACUUGUAAUAGACGAUGUUAUUUCUUAAUUUUCAAAUAUACUCAUUUUAGAAGUUUCAUGCAUACUUUCUUUACAUGUUAUGCAUUCUGUUAUUGAUUUGAUUAAUGAUUUCAGUGAAUUUGAUCAUA